GGCAUUCGGCAGUGAGAAUUGAAGCGAAAUGCAGGCAUACAUACUGUUGGGGCCCACCACAAUGGACGGCAGGGGAAGCUCCGGCUCCAACAGGAGCUUCCUCUCCGACAACAACCGGAACCACUUCAUCCAUCGCAGCCUUCGCCGUCGACCACAUCCCACUUUCACAGCAUCAGCCACCGCCCCCAACAGCCGCCACCACCACCACCACCAGAACCACUAUGACGUGCUGGGCGUCCCCCCGGAUGCUUCCCCCUCCGAUGUCAGAAAAGCUUACCGCCUUCUUGCUCUCAAGAAAGCUCGGCAGCGGAUAUAUGAGGGCGAGCUGCUAAUUGUGUUGGGUAAGCACCAUCCUGAUGUUAGCAAGGAUUCAGGAGCUGAUGAGACUUUCAAGAGCAUCCGGCAUGCUUAUGAUAUAUUAUCCAACGAAACAACAAGAAAUCAGUAUGAUCGAGCCCUUCGGUAUCAGAAGGAUAGUCGCAGGCCAUUGGGGAGUAGCUGGGAUUACAACCCCGAAUAUGAAGAUGAGUUAAGGAUCUAUAGAUGGGCUUACGUUAAGCGGAAAAUGCGACAGGAGAAAUAUUGGCAACACAAUCAAUCAAAAGAGAAGAGGCAUUCAUUCUAUGACGAAGCAGAAGAAGUUACUGAGGAUGAAGAGAGAGGCUCCUUUGUUGAGGUGCUUAAAUCAGCUUUCCUGUCAUUGUUUCUAAUGCAAACUGUUGGUGUACAGUUGUCUCUCACUUUUAGUGCCCUCAUGGCUUUCCUUGACCAAAAGCUGGAUGCUGGAUACAAGAUUGGUUAUCUGGUUGCUUGGAUGCUGGGAGGAAGGGGAGGUGUUAUGCUUAUAUUGUGCCUUUCUUUCGCAAGUUGGGUUUGUGGCAAAACUAGUAGCAGCCUGGUUGCUUUAACAAUUGUGGCCAUGUGGUUCGGUUCCAAUCUUGCAAGGUUUGCUCCACUUCCGCAAGGUGCUCUUCUUACACUCUUGUACAUGUCAAUCAAGCUACAAGUUGAUUUAAAGUAAAGCAGCUCCUUCUGUAACAAGUUCCUCUUCUUUUCUGCUUGUACAUAUGUCCCUUAAAAGAGAAGCCAGCCUUGGAUGAAUUUUAAAUUAUUAAUGUCUUCAUUUAGGUGCUGAAAAUUAGAUGUAAAUCUCCGAAUCUUUUCCAACUAAUAUAAAUUGUUUA
Messenger RNA from Coffea eugenioides, 1184 nucleotides. Its product is annotated as dnaJ homolog subfamily C member 18. Gene Ontology annotation, cellular component: cytoplasm. The record is from RefSeq and is a predicted model, not a curated record. Gene Ontology annotation, biological process: protein refolding. The transcript has 4 exons. NCBI's taxonomy places the organism in Eukaryota, Viridiplantae, Streptophyta, Magnoliopsida, Gentianales, Rubiaceae. The coding region runs from base 29 to 1021 and encodes 330 amino acids.